CUCGGCAUAUGGUCAAUGGUCAUGUCUGGUCGAUCCGGAUAAGAGAUUCCCUACCCCAACGUCCAGUGACCAUUGGGAGAGGAAGUUUACGGGUACAUUGGUGAUGCGUGCCUCGACGAGAUGAUAGACAUUCUUUCGUCUGUCUCCCACUGCCCAUCCCUGUACUACUCCUAUCAACAGAUACAGGUACUGCUCGACCGGCCAACAUGACGGCCGACAACCAUCCGACGCGCCGCAGCCGGUUCCUAGCCGAGAAGCGCGUCAUCUUCAUUUGCUUCCUGAUCGCGCUCGGGCAGUUCCAGUACGGCUACGACUCGGCCGCCAUCGCGGGCUUCCAGAGCAUGCCGGGCUUCCUCGAGGUCUACGGCUACGUCGACCCGACCAACCCCAUCGGGCUCAACAUCAGCACUGACGUGCAGCAGUGGAUCCAAUCCCUCAUGAACCUGGGUGGCUUCGUGUCGGCCGUCGUCAUGUAUGCCUCGCACACGCGCCUCUCGCGGCGCGUCGGGCUGUGGCUCGGCUGCUUCCUCGGCUUCCUGUCCAUCUCGCUUAUGCUGGGCGUGACCAACCUGGGCGGCCUCUACGCCGGCCGCCUGCUGCUGGGCAUGUCCAACGGGUUUCUGGUGCCCUACUGCGUCACCUACAUGACCGAGUCGGCCCCUUCGCUGCUGCGGGGCCCCAUCGUCGGCAUGAGCACCUUCCAGACGUCGCUGGGCGCCCUGUUCGGCAUCCUGGUUGACAACUACUGCGAGCCCUACGGCGGCGCCGUCUCGUGGCAGAUCCCGCUGGGCAUCAUGUACGUGGUGCCGGCCUUCAUGGCGGUGCUGCUGGUUUUCUUGCCCGACACGCCGCGCUUCUACGUGACGCGGGGCGAGGACGACAAGGCGAUGCGUGCCAUCCGCAGGCUGCGCGGCAUCAAGGACGAAGCAUUCCUUCGCGCUGAGGUCGACGAUAUCAAGAGCGCGUACCUCAUGGAGAAGGAGCUCCAUGCCGGCGUCCACCUCAGCGACAUGUUCCGCGGCCCGGACCUGCGGCGCACGCUGCUCUCGUACGGAGCCAACAUUGGCGGGACGGCAACGGGCGUCAGCUUCAUGUCGGGGUUUUCCGUUUAUCUGUUCGUCCAGGCCAGAGUCGGCUCCCCGUUUGUCUGGGUCAUGAUAACUCUGGCCAUUGCCUUGACGGGCAACAUGCUGGCCUUCCCGGCCAUGCGCUACUUUGGCCGGCGCGAGCUGCUGAUAUGGUCCUCAGUGGUGUCGGGCGCCAUGAUGUUUGGUAUGGCCAUCGGCUAUACCGUCUCAAACGGGCAGUCAUCCCAGGCGAGCAAAGCGCUGGUCGGGCUGAGCAUUGUGUACACGUGGGUGUAUGGCGUGGGCCAGGGGCCAGUGCUGUGGGCAUUGGGAACCGAGAUCCCGUCGCAACGGCUGCGGUCCCAAACCGUGGGCACAGCUUCGGGUCUGAACUUCAUCGUGGGCUGGUUGACGUCUUUUACGACCCCUUACUUCAUCAAUCCUGACCGGCUGGGAUGGGGCCCAAAGUACUGCUACAUAUGGGGCGGAAGCAAUCUCAUUUUGGCUCUGUGGACAUACCUCUAUGUUCCCGAGACCAAGGGACGGAGUUUGGAGCAGCUGGAUGAGCUUUUCGAGAAGAGAGUCAGUGCGAGAAAAUUUUCGUCAUUCGUCGUCGAACGGCAGCUGGUAGACGACUUUACCGGAAGUCGGCGACGAAAUGAUAGAAUUAAAUGA
This is a messenger RNA of Canariomyces notabilis, 1742 nucleotides long. RefSeq names its product general substrate transporter. Gene Ontology annotation, biological process: carbohydrate transport; transmembrane transport. Gene Ontology annotation, molecular function: carbohydrate:proton symporter activity. Gene Ontology annotation, cellular component: membrane. The coding region runs from base 207 to 1742 and encodes 511 amino acids. The transcript has 2 exons. NCBI's taxonomy places the organism in Eukaryota, Fungi, Ascomycota, Sordariomycetes, Sordariales, Chaetomiaceae. The record is from RefSeq and is a predicted model, not a curated record.